ACCGAUUCUGAUUUCUAUUAACUUAAUACUCGUGUAACUACAUAUUUACUUGUACAAGCAACAGUUAUUUAAGAUAAAAACAUAUAUAUGUAUUUACCUCGUUUUACAAGGUUUCUUACAUAACCUUAAGGACGCUAUUGUAUGAAUACCUUUUUAAAGGUGAAAAUUAAUUUAAAAUCAGUAAACAGCAACAUGUCACCAAAAAAGAAAGUGUUAAUGGUGUGUUUAGGAAACAGCUGUCGUUCUCCAAUAGCAGAAGCAGUAUUUUACGAUGAAAUAAAAAAGUUAAAUCUUUCUGACGUUUGGGAAGUAAAUAGCGUUGCACUUUUACAGUAUCACGUAGGUAACGGUCCAGAGCCUAGAACUAUGUCUACGCUCAAAAAAAGAGGCAUUACAGAUUAUACUCACAUAGCGAGACAGAUAACAAAGGAAGAUUUCUACAAAUUCGAUUGGAUAUUUGGAAUGGAUAGUGGAAUAGUAUUUGACCUCUGUCAAAUGCAACCGGAAGAUAGUCAAGCAAAAAUUGAACUUCUUGGAAAAUAUGAUCCGAAUGGAGAAUUAAAUAUAAGAGACCCGUUAUUUGACAGUGACAGCGCUGGAUUUGAAAAGGCAUUUGAGCAAGCUGCAAGAAGCAUAAAAGUAUUUCUGGAACGACAUAAAGAUAUAGUAAAUACAUAAUUACACUGAUUAUAAUUGCAUUGUCAUAUAUACCUUAUAUAUAAACUAUUGUACAUUGGAAUAAACAUGAAAUAUGUAAGUAUUA
Bombus impatiens (common eastern bumble bee) is the source of this 763-nucleotide messenger RNA. RefSeq names its product low molecular weight phosphotyrosine protein phosphatase. Gene Ontology annotation, biological process: protein dephosphorylation. NCBI's taxonomy places the organism in Eukaryota, Metazoa, Arthropoda, Insecta, Hymenoptera, Apidae. Gene Ontology annotation, molecular function: acid phosphatase activity; non-membrane spanning protein tyrosine phosphatase activity. Bases 142 to 678 code for a protein of 178 amino acids. The record is from RefSeq and is a predicted model, not a curated record. Gene Ontology annotation, cellular component: cytoplasm. The transcript is spliced from 5 exons.